AUGGAUGGCGAGAAGGGGGGAGGUAGUGGUGCGGGUACCAAUGGUGGUCUGAUGAUCCUGGUGGAUGGCUGUGAGAAGGAGGGAGGUAGUGGUGGGGGUACCAAUGGUGGUCUGAUGAUCCUGAUGGAUGGCUGUGAGAAGGAGGGAAGUAGUGGUGGGGGUACCAAUGGUGGUCUGAUGAUCCUGGUGGAUGGCUGUGAGAAGGAGGGAGGUAGUGGUGGGGGUACCAAUGGUGGUCUGAUGAUCCUGAUGGAUGGCUGUGAGAAGGAGGGAAGUAGUGGUGGGGGUACCAAUGGUGGUCUGAUGAUCCUGAUGGAUGGCUGUGAGAAGGAGGGAGGUAGUGGUGGGGGUACCAAUGGUGGUCUGAUGAUCCUGAUAGAUGGCUGUCAGAAGGAGGGAGGUAGUGGUGGGGGUAACAAUAGUGGUCUGAUGAUCCUGAUAGAUGGCUGUCAGAAGGAGGGAGGUAGUGGUGGGGGUAACAAUAGUGGUCUGAUGAUCCUGAUGGAUGGCUGUGAGAAGGGGAGGUAG
This is a messenger RNA of Haliotis rufescens (red abalone), 528 nucleotides long. RefSeq names its product loricrin-like. The coding region runs from base 1 to 528 and encodes 175 amino acids. The record is from RefSeq and is a predicted model, not a curated record. Lineage: Eukaryota; Metazoa; Mollusca; Gastropoda; Lepetellida; Haliotidae. The transcript has a single exon.